UGUUUCUCUCUCUUGGAUCCCCCCCUUUAGGGUUCGUUUCACCGUUGCGGCCUGGUGAAUGUGAACUCCCUCUUCACGAUCAACGUAAUGGUGGGCCUCUCCUUCACCACCCUGGGCCAGCGCAACCUCAAAUUUCAACAGGGAUCUCUUCCACCUCAACCUCGGCGUGGCUCCCGCCGUUGGCUCGAUCCAGUUGCAUUUCAUCGUCCUGGAGCUUUUCUACACGAACGACUUCACCAUCGCGGUGGACAGGGCGUCGACGGCGCUAGGUCUGUUACUGGUGGCGCUGGAACUCUUCGAGGAGUGUGUGCGCUAGUGUGUGGAUUUCCUUGAGGCGGUGCCGUGGACGGAGGAGGAAGAGAAGAAAGUGGUGAAAUUAAUCCCCUUCCUUAGCGAGAAAGAGGACUCAUGCGAUGCGAUGCUGCAAGGAUUGAUUUCCUCAGUGAUGAACAGUUACGACAACAUUACAUUUGUGAAGGCUUUCAUAGGGAAGAUUCUUCGGGAUCUGUCAUUGAGGGAGACAACGAAGAGAGUGUUGGAGAAGGUGUUUAGGAUGAGCUUGAAGACGGUGAAGGAGUUGUUGGAGGAUUAUUUGAGUCCAGUGUUCAGAGGGGAUCUGAACGAGACGAAGGCUAUUCAGAGGCUGAAUCUGCAUAAGGCUUCAACAAAUGGGAAACAUCUUCUAUGGCUGGUGGAGAGGAUGAUUGAGCUUAGGGUUGUUGAUGUCGCAGUUAGAGAAUGGAGUGAGCAAGUUGUCUUCACUGCUGAUUUGCAAAGGGCGUUUCGUGAUGAUGCAUGGAGGAACAUUGUGCCUGGCCUUCCUGCUGUUAUUCUCAGGUGUACAUUUAGGCUCACCAAUGUUGUCUCUGCCAGCACCAUACUUGCUUCUAGAUAGGUGAGAGGGAAGCUCGUAGAAGAUUGGCUACCGGUACUGGUUGUAUACAAAGAUAAUGGUUCAGCAACACCAAUAUCACCCAGCAACAAAUCAUUGUACUUGGAACUGGAAGAAACAUUCUUGCGAAUCAUCUCGACAUUGCCUAUGUCAGAUGCUUAAGAAUUAAUGAAGAAAAGUAUUGAACCUUCAACUUUGUCUACUCUGAUUAUAAAUCAUGGACUUGAUUUGUUACCUCAAGAGGAGUUUCUAAGCCUUUUAGGUGGUGCAAGCCCACUAGUUCAUCAAUUUCUCGUUAACACUGUUGGAGAAGUGGGUGUUAAGCGUAUUUCAAAUGUUCUCUCCGAUGCAGGCAAAGAACUUGAAUGUAUUGUCUUGGACCACCUCCAGCAUGUUGUAGAAGUUAUUGGAUUCAGAAUAGGAGAACUAAGAGGGCUUUCAAGAUGGCAUGCACAUUAUCACGACAUUGGCUUGGAUGAGUCACUUAUUAACAAUGCAACAGAAAAGGCUGGUGGAAGAAGGCUUUAGACAUUGCUGCCGUUAGUUGUUGUUCCACGUCAAAUUUUGACUCUGGUAAAUCAGGAACAACUCUUUCAAAAUGGGUAAGAGCUAGGAGCAUGGCUGCUAAGGUACCUUUUUUGUGUGGGAACCUAGAAUCUUUGAAUAAAGUGUUGUGUUUGCUUUAAUAUUAUUUUAGUCAUUAGUUUCCAAUUGAAUGCACUAGUUGCUUGAAAUAUAAAAAAAAUUGACCAAGUGUAGCACAUAUUAAUUACAAAUUAAUUACUCAGGUGAUGAGAGUGUAAUUUCUCAAAAUGAGGGUACGUUGGAGAGUGUGUUUUAAAAGGGAGGACACUUUUUUUUGUUAACUAAAGAGAGUUCAAUAAUAUUUAUAAGUAUAAAAUAUUAGGCCAUUAAAUUUAUGCUAAUUUAUCAUUUUCUUUUUUAUUUUAACAAAUUAUUUAAUUAGAAAGUAUUUAUUGGAAAUAAAACAUUUGUCCUCUCUCUUUCCUUCCAUCAUUUCCAAACAUAUCUUGAGGGAAUGUAAUUUACCCUAAAAUCAGAACUAUUGGUCUUUUUAUCCUUUAUUCUUUCAUGAAAUUUUAAUCACUAUGAAAUGAUAUUAUUCUCUUAUUGGUGCACAUGUUUAUUUCUUGUUAACUAUAGUUACUGUUCUUUUUUUUGUUCACUAUAUACUGUCAAAAGUUGCCCGCAUGUAAAGAUUAUUGGCAGCACUUGCAUGCUCAAAUCGAUGAGUUGUUCCCUGCUCAGUGCAAUAAUUUUCCUAUUAUAUCUCUAGAAGAGUGGUACAUAUGGGAGAAAUUUUUAUGGGUUUGUGAACUUUGU
This is a messenger RNA of Glycine soja, 2236 nucleotides long. Its product is annotated as anaphase-promoting complex subunit 4-like. The record is from RefSeq and is a predicted model, not a curated record. The transcript is spliced from 6 exons. Gene Ontology annotation, biological process: anaphase-promoting complex-dependent catabolic process; positive regulation of mitotic metaphase/anaphase transition; protein K11-linked ubiquitination. Bases 1061 to 1420 code for a protein of 119 amino acids. Gene Ontology annotation, cellular component: anaphase-promoting complex; nuclear periphery. NCBI's taxonomy places the organism in Eukaryota, Viridiplantae, Streptophyta, Magnoliopsida, Fabales, Fabaceae.